AUGAACGGAGACAAUUACUCCGCGAGAGACGCGGGUCGUCCCCGAGAGCAUCAUGGUUCGAGGUAUGACCGUGACGACCGCAGAGACCGCGACCGAAACCGAGAUCGAGGCGAGCGAAGACGGUCGAGAUCCCCACACCACCGACCGGCGCGACGUGACUACGAAGGCGACACAUAUUCCUCCAGCCGGGACUAUCGCGCUCGGGAGCGAGAAGACAGAUACGGGUCCAGAAGAGAUGAUCGCGGUGACUGGGACCGAGACCGGGGCCAACGCCGACGUGACGACGAUAGACCGCCGAGGAGGGAUCGCGAUCUCUUCGACGAUCGAAGAGGAGGUGGCCGCGGCGGCGGUGGUGGUGGACGUGACCGUGAUGGCGGCGGACGGGAAGACCGCGACGAGUUCGCCGCUCAAGCGCGCGGGCGCCGAACCAACAGUCCUCCUCCCAAGAAGCGCGAACCCACACCGGACCUGACAGACGUCGUGCCCAUCCUGGAGCGCAAGAGAAGGUUAACACAAUGGGACAUCAAGCCGCCUGGCUACGAGAACGUCACGGCCGAACAGGCAAAGAUGUCCGGCAUGUUCCCGCUGCCCGGCGCGCCUCGUCAACAGCAGAUGGAUCCCAGCAGAUUACAAGCGUUCAUGAACCUUCCCUCCAGCAGUGCUAAUAACACCGCGCUCAAACCGUCCAAUGCGCGACAGUCGAAGCGGCUGUUCGUUCACAACCUCCCGGCCUCUGUCACGGAGGACGGUCUCGUGCAGUUCUUCAACAUGCAGCUCAACGGUCUCAACGUGACCAAGAGCAGCGACCCCUGUGCCCAGGCCAAUAUUGCCGAAGACCGAAGCUUCGCGUUGGUCGAGUUCAAAACCGCAUCCGACGCCACUGUCGCCUUGGCCCUGGACGGCAUCACGAUGGAAGAGCAUCAUUCCGAGCUCAACGGCAAUGGAAACGGAACCGCCGCGCCCAAGGGUCUAGAAAUCCGCAGACCGAAGGACUACAUCGUCCCCUCGGCCGACGAGGGCGCCUACACUGAAGGCGAGAUCUCGUCGGAAGUGCCCGACACCGCGAACAAGCUGGCCGUCACCAACCUCCCGCCAUUCCUGACGGACGACCAGGUCAUCGAAUUAUUGAAAGCGUUCGGCGAGUUGAAGGCUUUCGUUCUGGUUCGAGAACCGGAUUCUCAAGAGUCAAGAGGCAUCGCUUUCUGCGAAUACGCCGAUCCGGCCGCGACAACUGUCGCCAUGGAAGGCCUGAACGGCAUGGACCUCGCCGGCCACACGAUCAAAGUGACCCGCGCCAGCAUCGGCUACCAACAAGCCGCCGGCCUCGACAUGGGCGUCAACGCCAUGUCCAUGUUCGCCGGCACCACCUCGGACGGUCUCGAGGAGAGUCGGGUCUUGCAGUUGUUGAAUAUGGUGACUCCUGAAGAUCUGAUCGACAAUGACGAUUACGAAGAAAUCUGCGAAGACGUCAUGGAAGAAUGCUCCAAAUACGGCAAGAUCCUGGCCAUGAAGAUCCCCCGGCCCUCCGGCGGCAGCAGACAGUCUGCGGGCGUGGGCAAGAUCUUUUUGAAAUACGAGGACGCCGCGUCCGCGAAGAAAGCCUUGCAGGCCCUGGCUGGGCGCAAGUUCGCCGACCGGACUGUCGUGACCACUUAUUUCGACGAAGUAUGUUCCGCAUUCCCCCUUUCUUACACAUGCUAUAUCUAUCUGUUUCCGCGAAGCACGUCGUUCUACUUUCGUGUGUGUGGUUCGGGCGACUGA
Messenger RNA from Capronia coronata CBS 617.96, 1761 nucleotides. RefSeq lists its product as uncharacterized. Gene Ontology annotation, biological process: mRNA processing. The coding region runs from base 1 to 1761 and encodes 586 amino acids. Gene Ontology annotation, cellular component: commitment complex; nuclear speck; U2AF complex. The transcript has 5 exons. Lineage: Eukaryota; Fungi; Ascomycota; Eurotiomycetes; Chaetothyriales; Herpotrichiellaceae. Gene Ontology annotation, molecular function: poly-pyrimidine tract binding; pre-mRNA 3'-splice site binding. The record is from RefSeq and is a predicted model, not a curated record.